GACAUAGAAGCAUUUAUUUGAGGUAGUGCACUUCAAAAAAUAGAUCACAAGAAAGAGAGGAAAAAAGGAAAGAAAAUAAGAUCAUGAGUGCUUUUGGAGUACCAAUAACAGAUGAAACCUUAAAAGCUAUGUCGAGGUAUAAAGACAAAACAAUAACACAAGAAGAUAGAGCAAGAGAAGCAGUGAGGCUGAUCCAUGCCGAAGACAAAAAUUUGAGUGCUCUCAACCAUUCAUUGACUCUUAAGUCUAGUUAUGGUGACGGAGUUUCCACACUUUGUCUUCUCUAUAAUGCUACUGGGGAUACCCUUGAGAUCGUGGAUGACCAAAAAAAGGAUUGGUUGGGUUAUGUUUAUAAGGAGGAGCCGCCACGGUCCUUCGACAACGGCCAGUGGCUCGCUUUCCUCCACGCACAUCCAACCUCGGAAGCUUAUGGUUGCGAAGCUGCUCGGGUAUACCGUGGAAAGAAUAUUAAAGGAGAUGUGCGUGACUUCCUGGUUGCUUGGUCUACCCCAUGGGGCUCCACACAAAAUGCAGCUUACACCGAGGUCCGUGAAAAGGACCACUUUCCAUCUUAUUGGGAUUACAUUAAAGAGCAAAAGCUAGAACAAGCUGGCAAAAUCACAAAGGAUGAGACAGACGAACACUGUGCCUCAACAGUCAGUAUUGGUGGCAUCACUUCGCCAGAAUUCAUUGCAAUACUCCAGCACAAAUUUAGCCCAUUGCCAUGAGGCAAAUCAACCCCUGAGUUCGUUGCACAAUAAUUAAUAAUUAAUAAUAAAAGUGCACUAAUCGUGUUUAUGUUAUGAGUGGUAUGCUUGAAUGCUCAAUAAUUAGUAGUCAAAGUGCACUAGUCGUGUGUAUGUUAUGAGAUGUAUGCUUGUAUUUCUAUUUUUUGUAUUUUCUUUUCUGUUUUUUUUCUUUCUUCAGGGAUGUACUCAAUACUCAUGUAUAAGUAUCAUUUUAAAUUUGUGUUAAUGCAGCGAGCUAAUAUUCUCAA
This is a messenger RNA of Vicia villosa (hairy vetch), 997 nucleotides long. RefSeq names its product 23 kDa jasmonate-induced protein-like. Lineage: Eukaryota; Viridiplantae; Streptophyta; Magnoliopsida; Fabales; Fabaceae. The coding region runs from base 84 to 728 and encodes 214 amino acids. The transcript is spliced from 2 exons. The record is from RefSeq and is a predicted model, not a curated record.